Messenger RNA from Trichechus manatus latirostris (Florida manatee), 4667 nucleotides. RefSeq names its product discs large MAGUK scaffold protein 3 (gene DLG3). The transcript has 19 exons. Bases 44 to 2497 code for a protein of 817 amino acids. Gene Ontology annotation, biological process: cell-cell adhesion; embryo development; chemical synaptic transmission. The record is from RefSeq and is a predicted model, not a curated record. Gene Ontology annotation, molecular function: kinase binding. Gene Ontology annotation, cellular component: postsynaptic density membrane; basolateral plasma membrane; neuromuscular junction. NCBI's taxonomy places the organism in Eukaryota, Metazoa, Chordata, Mammalia, Sirenia, Trichechidae.
AGCCAGCGUGGGCUGGGGAGUGCGAGCCGCGGGGGGCAGUGCCAUGCACAAGCACCAGCACUGCUGUAAGUGCCCCGAGUGCUACGAGGUGACCCGCCUGGCCGCCCUGCGGCGCCUCGAGCCUCCUGGCUACGGAGACUGGCAGGUGCCAGACCCCUACGGUCCAGGUGGGGGCAAUGGGGCCAGCGCAGGUUAUGGGGGCUACAGCUCGCAGACGCUGCCCUCGCAGGCGGGGGCCACCCCCACCCCCCGCACCAAGGCCAAGCUUAUCCCUACUGGCCGGGAUGUAGGGCCAGUGCCCCCUAAGCCAGUCCCAGGCAAGAGCACCCCCAAACUCAACGGCAGCGGCCCCAGCUGGUGGCCUGAGUGCACCUGCACCAACCGGGACUGGUAUGAGCAGGUGAAUGGCAGUGAUGGCAUGUUCAAGUAUGAGGAGAUAGUACUCGAGCGGGGCAACUCCGGCCUAGGCUUCAGUAUCGCGGGUGGCAUCGACAACCCCCAUGUCCCAGACGACCCUGGCAUCUUCAUUACCAAGAUCAUCCCUGGUGGAGCAGCUGCCAUGGACGGGAGGCUGGGGGUGAAUGACUGUGUGCUUCGGGUGAAUGAGGUGGACGUGUCAGAGGUGGUGCACAGCCGAGCCGUGGAGGCGCUGAAGGAGGCAGGCCCUGUGGUGCGGUUGGUGGUGCGGAGGCGACAGCCCCCACCCGAGACCAUCAUGGAGGUCAACCUGCUCAAAGGGCCCAAAGGCCUGGGUUUCAGCAUUGCUGGGGGCAUUGGCAACCAGCACAUCCCAGGAGACAACAGCAUCUACAUCACCAAGAUCAUUGAGGGGGGUGCUGCCCAGAAGGAUGGACGCCUGCAGAUCGGGGACCGGCUGCUGGCGGUGAACAACACCAAUCUGCAGGAUGUGAGGCAUGAGGAAGCUGUGGCCUCACUGAAGAACACAUCUGAUAUGGUCUAUCUGAAGGUGGCCAAGCCAGGCAGCCUCCACCUCAACGACAUGUACGCACCCCCAGACUACGCCAGCACUUUUACUGCCUUGGCUGACAACCACAUAAGCCAUAAUUCCAGCCUGGGUUAUCUCGGGGCUGUGGAGAGCAAGGUCAGCUAUCCUGCUCCUCCUCAGGUUCCCCCAGCACGCUAUUCUCCUAUCCCCAGGCACAUACUGGCUGAGGAGGACUUUACCAGGGAGCCUCGCAAGAUCAUCCUGCACAAGGGCUCCACAGGCUUGGGCUUCAACAUUGUAGGAGGAGAGGAUGGAGAAGGCAUUUUUGUCUCUUUCAUCCUGGCAGGAGGCCCAGCUGACCUGAGUGGAGAGCUGCGCAGGGGAGACCGGAUCUUAUCGGUGAAUGGAGUGAACCUGAGGAAUGCAACUCAUGAGCAGGCUGCCGCUGCUCUGAAACGGGCUGGCCAGUCAGUCACCAUUGUGGCCCAGUACCGGCCUGAAGAGUACAGUCGCUUUGAAUCAAAGAUACAUGACUUACGAGAACAAAUGAUGAACAGCAGCAUGAGCUCUGGGUCUGGGUCCCUCCGAACAAGCGAGAAGAGGUCCUUGUAUGUCAGGGCCCUGUUUGAUUAUGACCGGACUCGGGACAGCUGCCUGCCAAGCCAGGGGCUCAGCUUCUCUUAUGGUGACAUUCUACAUGUCAUUAAUGCCUCUGAUGAUGAGUGGUGGCAGGCAAGACUGGUGACUCCACAUGGAGAAAGUGAGCAAAUUGGUGUGAUCCCCAGUAAGAAGAGGGUUGAAAAGAAAGAAAGAGCUCGAUUGAAAACGGUGAAGUUCCAUGCCAGGACGGGAAUGAUUGAGUCUAACAGGGACUUCCCUGGGUUAAGUGACGAUUAUUAUGGAGCAAAGAAUCUGAAAGGACAAGAGGAUGCUAUUUUGUCAUAUGAGCCAGUAACACGGCAAGAAAUUCACUAUGCAAGGCCUGUGAUCAUCCUGGGCCCAAUGAAGGACCGAGUCAAUGAUGAUCUGAUCUCUGAAUUCCCACAUAAAUUUGGAUCCUGUGUGCCACAUACUACCCGACCUCGGCGUGAUAAUGAGGUGGAUGGACAAGACUAUCACUUUGUGGUAUCCCGAGAACAAAUGGAGAAGGAUAUUCAGGACAACAAGUUCAUUGAGGCAGGCCAAUUCAAUGAUAAUCUCUAUGGGACCAGCAUCCAGUCAGUCCGGGCGGUUGCAGAGAGAGGCAAGCACUGCAUCUUAGAUGUUUCUGGCAAUGCUAUCAAGAGGCUGCAGCAAGCACAACUUUACCCCAUUGCCAUUUUCAUCAAGCCCAAGUCCAUCGAAGCACUUAUGGAAAUGAACCGACGGCAGACAUAUGAACAAGCAAAUAAGAUCUAUGACAAAGCCAUGAAACUGGAGCAGGAGUUUGGAGAAUACUUUACAGCCAUUGUACAGGGUGACUCACUGGAAGAGAUUUAUAACAAAAUCAAACAAAUCAUUGAGGACCAGUCUGGGCACUACAUUUGGGUCCCAUCCCCUGAAAAACUCUGAAGAAUCCCCUCCAACCAUUCGCUUGUGAACAGAAGAAAUCAAGUCCCUCUUCCCUCCUCCCUCUUCAUUCCUGUCCCCAUGGGGAGAACAAAUGACUACUGUUCUUGUCCCCUUUUUUAGAUAUGUCAAAAAAAUUGAGUUUUCUAGUCCUUUUUUUUUUUUAAUUUUUGUUUUGUUUGAGUUUAUUUUUGGGGGGAUGAUGCCAUCUCACUCAUCACGUGACUGUGCCCAUUCCUGCAUGGACCUUUUCCAAGCGCUAGCACAGGUGCAAGUCCAUCAGAAUCAUUGUUUUCUUAAAAAUCAAGCAGAAGCGAAGAGAAGAGAGGAGGACUGAUGGAAAGACAGACUCUGGACAGCUUCACGGAUUGUGAAAUGAGCUAUAUGCACAACAUGAUGAGAUGCUCCUGGGGCAUUUCUAUGUAUCUGUAUUGCUGUCUUGCAGCUCUGAACAGUGCAACAUAAUGGCAACAGAAAGUAUCUUAUUUAUAUAUAUAUAUAUAUAUAUACAUAUAUAUAUGUAAUUUAUAUAAAAUAUAUAGAAAUUAUUAUAUAUAUAUAUAUUAUACACUCAUAUAAUAUAUAUAUAUAUAUAUUCACACGCAUUUGGACUAGAAAAUUUAUGGAGACUUCAUCAAUGGUACUAUGUUAUUAAAGAAUUGUUUUAGUUUUCAUAUUCCAAUCAGAUGGCAUCUUAUAUCCCAACUGGUUGGGAAGGGAUUGAAAAUGGUAGUAAGUGCUGUACUAAGGGCACUUGCAUUUGGUCAUUCUCUUGCGAGCUAAGAUUUUCUCUAGGAGGGGGUCAGCUUGAGGCCUGAGAGGAAGUCGCUUUUGCCUGGGGGCGAGAGGGCUGGAGACUUGACCCUAAAGCAGCUGCUGCCCUUGAGGUGCAGUCAGUCCUGUGUGUGGAAAGAGAGAGAAUGGCUAAUGAUGCUCCAUAUUAAAUUGCCUAUUGUUUUAUGCCACCUGAUGUGUCUGCAUGAGAGGUUUCCUUUUUGUUCAUUUUUAAGCUGCUGUUAAACCAAAACCAUGUUGUGCUACUGUGUCAGCCUUUUCGUUAUUCCAAAUUUUACUUUUCCUACUUAAGUGAAUGCGUAGAAUCCGAUUUGACAAUGUUCUAAAGGCUUAUAAUGUUCUAAAGGAGCCAGGCCUUGUGAUAUAGUAGGUGACCCAGGCUUGGCCUUCUAAUCAGCAGAAGGGAAAGUGUAGGCUGCUAAAGAGUGAGAGGAGGAGCAUUUCAAUGCUGUCCCUUCACUCACCUGCCAAGGACAUGCAGGCCUCAACUGAGGUUCCUUCAUGGGGCCUACUGACAGGGAGAGGGAGUCACUUUCCUUUCAGUUCUGUGCUGGGACAACGGAACAGUACUAGGCUUGGCCAGCCACGCAAUUAGUAGUUUGAUUUGGGCCUUUUUUUUGCAGCUGCUUCAUAUGCCCUACCCCAGCCCCCUCACCGACAUCUGGUAGCUUACUGUUUCUUCAAGAACAAAGUAGACUUUAAUGCUGUAAAUUUGAGCUGUAGAGCUAAGAUUCACCUGCUGGUGAGAUGUGAAACCUUGUUGCUUUUUCCUAGCGUCUGAUGGCAGUGAUUGUGGUCAGGGGAGUUUUUCUCUGACCACAGCAGGUGUGGUUCAGGCCCUACCCCACCUCACUACGCUCCUUUGAAGCCAAUGUGCCUCCCUCCCCUCCAUGCUGGAGGGAUGACACAGGGGAGAAGAAAAUAGAAACGCUUGGCCCUAGGGUUGAGUCACUGUUUCCUAGCCCACUGUGUUAUGAUCAGUGCAAACAACUCAGUGUGAAAGACACCUAAGCACUACCAGCCAAAUUUGAGAAAUAUAUUAACAGUUAUCCUACCAGCAUAUUGAGGCUAACUCUAAAGUUUGGGGCCCAGAAGAGGGUAGAGAAAGGGCAGCAGCUUUACCUGGGCAGUACACUGGGUUGAAGGCAAAGAGGAAUAAAGUGAUGGCUGAUGAUGACUCUGGUGAGGAGAGGGUAAGCAAGGAGUAUUGAUUUCUGUGAUGUUAACUGAGUGAUAUAUUCUGAGUGAUGCUCAACCCUCUCCCCCUCCCAGGGAAGAAAAGCAAAGAUUAAAAGUAAGCAUGACACUAGUUGGUUUACCAGUGUUCCUUCCGAGGAGACAUAUAUUUUUUAAUAAACGAUAGUUGCAAUGAACUGUG